UCUCGCUGCGGCUGGGCGGCUAGUUCAAGUUGCCAUAGCUGCGUGUCCGGGGAGUGUUGAGUCAGUUCCACUUGGGGGUCGCUGGUAGCCGAGGGAGCCGGGUGGGGUCUUGGUGAUGAUCCGGCGUUAAGAACCUGGAGUCAUCUUCGGUCUCAGGUGGUUGGGGAAAGCAAAGUGUAGGGACAACAAGAAGAUCAUCUGCUUGACUAGACCUUUUGCCCUGAACCUCAUGAAGAAAUGAUAGGAGGCAGGCAUAGGUGCCUAAGAAGAGCACUCAGCCCAGAGGACAGCUUUGCGGUGUUUUGGGGGUAUGCUUUGAGUCCCACCAGAUGCAGGAGUCUGAACGACUCUCAUUGCUCACAGUAGUUGAAGUUAAUAGCAGAGACUUUGUGUGUACUAGUGAAGCUCAUGCUGAAAAGUGAUUCUAAGUUGUUGAAAGUAUGUGAUCCUAGUUGGGGUUUUGAAUACAUCAAUGGCAGAAUCAUCCAGUGAUUCAGAUCACUUCAGCUAUCGUGACAGAUUGAGUAGAUGGACAGCCAGGACAAUUCGCAGGGAAACCGGAAGUCAUCCUACAGUAGAUGUCACUGAGAAGGUCAACACUAUAACAAGUACUUUACAGGACACCAGUCGGAGCCUGCAACAAGUGGAUCAGAUGCUUGGGCGAUACCGAGAAUAUAGCAUUGGACAGGCGGGUGCUAUCGAACACUUAAAGGAAAGCUUGGAACAGUCAAUAAGCCAACUGAGGAGUCAGCGUUUGCUGAGAAACUCAGGAGGGAGAAGUGUUUCUUUCACCAGUCUGAGUGCAAGUGAUCUUGAUGCUGGCACUGUGGCAGAGAGCCUCCGCUUUCUACCCACCUCACCUCACAAGGACUAUGAGCCACAGGGGAUUAAGCGAAACCGGUCCAGAGCUGGUGUUCGGUUUAUUCGGGAGUCUGACGACAUGAUCCAGCUUCAUACUUUUCAUCAGUCCCUCCGAGACCUCAGCAGUGAACAAGUUCGCCUUGGAGAUGAUUUCAACAGGGAGCUUUCCAGAAGAAGCCGGUCAGAUGCUGAAACGAAAAGGGUUUUGGAAGAAUUGACUGAAAAGCUUGAAGCCCAGAAACAAGAUGGGGUUUCAGAUCGGGUGGAGCGGCGGCUUCAGGAAAUAGAGCGAGAGAUGCGCACAGAGAGAGAGCUGGUGGAGAGACGUCAGGAUCAAUUGGGGCUCAUGUCCUUGAAGCUUCAGGAGGCACUGAAGAAGCAAGAAGCUAAAGUGGAAGAGAAUGAGAGUGUAAUGAAAACCAAGCUGCGGCAAACGGAGACCCAGAAGAGCCAGCUUGAACAGGAAUUGGAGCUCUCUUGCAGGCUACUGAACCAAUCUGAGGGCAGCAGAGAAACACUUUUGCAUCAGGUAGAAGAACUACGUACACAGCUUGCCAAAGCAGAAGGUGAUCGGAAGGGUUUACAGCAUCAAGUGCCUUAUAUUUCCCAGCAGCAGUCAAGCCAUCAGGAUGAUCAAGGAGAUGACUGGAGGUUUAGAAGAGGGGUAGAGCUGGAAAAACAGGAUCUGGAGAAGCAGAUGUCAGAUCUGAGAGUGCAGCUCAACUUCAACACCCUGGCAUCUGAGCUCCAGGAAGUGAAGUGGUGCAUGGAGCGGAAAGACAAAGAGAAGGCGGGUUUGGUAGCACAGAUAGAGACUCUAACACAUGAAUUGGAGAACAGGGAAAAACAACAACUGCAAAUGUUGGAUCAACUUAAGGAGAUCCAGAAGCACUUUGAGACCUGCGAGGCUGAUCAUAAGCACGCCGACCUCCAGAUCACAGAGCUAACUAACCAUGCAGAGGAUGCAACUAAGCAGGCAGAGUACUAUCUCCAUGAGUUCCGGAAGUCAGAGGCCCUGAGAGAGGAGACAGAGAAGAGGAGAGAAGACCUGAAAACGAAAGCUCAGGAAUGCAUUCGACAGUGGAAGCUCAAGCACAGAAAGCUGGAGCGAGGGUUGGAGAAACAAACUGAAACUCUUGAGCAGCUGACAGACAAGAAUAAUCAGAUUCUUAAAGAAAAGGAUGAAUUGAAAAGUCAGCUCUAUGCAGCAUUACAACAGAUAGAGAAUCUUAGAAAGGAACUGAAUGAUGUCUUAACCAAGCGUGCCUUGCAAGAGGAGGAGCUUCACUGUACGGAGAAGAAACUAAGUGAAGUUCAGUCUCAUCAAGCUGACCUUGAACUGGAGGUCAGGAAUUCCCUGGACACCAUUCAGAGACUGGAAAGUGAAUUGAAAAGGCAGAGUAAGCUUCAAAGCCAGACAAAAGCUGAGAAAAUUCACCUGGAGGAAGAAAUUACAGAGCUAAAGAAGAGCCAGGCCCAGGACAAAGCUAAACUUCUCGAGAUGCAAGAGUCCAUCAAGGACUUGAGUGCCAUUCGAGCAGAUCUUGCUAAUAAGUUGGCUGAAGAAGAGAGAGCCAAGAAAGCUGUGCUUAAGGACCUUUCUGAACUUAAAGCCCAGACAAAAUCCAGAGAGGAAGAAACAGCUACCGUCAUCACACAGUUAAAGUUGGAACGAGAUGUUCACCAGAGGGAGCUGAAAGAUCUCACGUCGUCACUGCAGUGUGUGAAAACGAAGCAUGAACAGAACAUCCAGGAGCUGAUGAAGCACUUUGAGAAGGAAAAGAGUGAAGCCGAGGACCAUAUUAGGACGCUGGAGGCUGAAAGCUUGGAAGAUAAGAAUAUGGCCAAAGCCCAUUGCUGUCAGUUAGAGAAGCUGAAGUCCCAAUGUGAGAGACUAAUGGAGGAUUUGACCCAGAAUGAAAAUGAGAACAAAAAGCUGAAGCUAAAGUACCAGUGUCUGAAGGACCAGCUAGAAGAGAAGGAAAAACAUAUAAGUAAUGAAGAAAAGCACUUAAGGAGGAUGGAAGAGGCCAGGUUGCAGCUCAAGGAUCAGCUUCUUUGUUUGGAGACUGAACAGGAAUCCAUUCUUGGUGUAAUAGGAAAGGAAAUUGAUGCAGCUUGUAAAACUUUCUCCAGAGACUCCAUGGAGAAAUUCAAAUUUUUUUCCUCUGGUCCUGAAAUACAUUAUGAUCCACAUCGCUGGUUAGCUGAAAGCAAGACAAAACUUCAGUGGCUCUGUGAGGAACUGAAAGAGAGAGAAAACAGAGAGAAAACUCUGCGGCGGCAGCUGGUGCUCUGCAAACAGCAGCUCAGGGAUGUGACUGAGCACAAGGAGUCUGAGCUGCAGUGUCUGUUUGAACAGAUCGAGAGGCAGGAGCAGCUUCUGGAGGAAAUCCACCAGGAGAAGAGAGGUCUACUAGAAGAGACCCAAAGAAAAGAUGAAGAAAUGGAAACUCUACAGGACCGUGUAAAUGCAUUAGAAACGAGUACCCGAGUGGCCUUGGACCAUCUGGAAUCUGUGCCUGAGAAACUGAACCUACUAGAGGAUUUCAAAGACUUCAGAGAUUCCUGCAGUUCAUCUGAGAAAACUGAUGGCAGAUAUUCCAAAUACAGACUUCACAGAGAGUCUCAUCAACAGCGUCGAGAUGACACCAAGUACAGGAUCAAAACCUUUAAAGAUGACAGGCCCUUUUCUGAAGGUUCCCAUGCUCAUCAUGGCUUAGAUCACUCAGCGUCUUGGCAGGAACAUGGUCACUUCCUGUCUAGUCCACGAUUUUCACACUUUAACUCCUUGCCAGCAUUUACCAACACCAAAAGAACUAUUGCCCCAGAUUCAGCUUCAGUCAAGGAAGAUGCCACAGGCUUACCAGAGAAUGGAACAAAUCUACAAUCCAAGAAGGAGGAAUAUGAGAGCAAAAAAAGCAAAAUGUAAUUAGUGACUUUACUUAUAUUUAAAAAAUAAUAGCCUAACUAUCUUUGCUGCCAUCUGGCCCAGAUUAUCUAAAGACAUACCUGUGGCUUUGGCUCUUUGGAACCACCAAGCAUUGACUAACUUGACAGUAAGUUAGUCUUUGUGAGUGAUAUAAGUUUAACCAAUACAAGUAAUAUCAACUUAGGAAUGACAAGCAGCUCACUUAAAGACAACUUAUACCAACAUAGAAAGUGAUAUUUUUCCCUUCGUAUUUUCCCUUUUUUAAGUGUAGCAAGUCACAAUUUCCCAACCCUAACAUGAAUUUAUAAUUGAUGCCUUUCAAAAAUGACUGGCUAAAAGGAGGGAAAGAGAGUUCCCUAGAGGCAAAAGUUUCCAGCACUUUAUAUUCAGGGAGCAUUUAUAUACAAUUGAUCUUUAAAUUAUUUCUCCCUAAUCAUUUCUCAUGUAUUAUAACAUGUCAUGGAGAUAUGCCUAUGUAAUAUUAGACUGCUUUAUACCUGCUUAGCAUUGUUAUCUUAGCAGUCUAUUACUACAUGUAGUAUCUUAAAACUGUUUUCAAUCAUUUCUUUUUAAUAACAAAAGAAUUUAUAAAUGAUAUCUGAAUCCUGGAGUACUGUAAAGAAUUCAGAGCACCAUUUGAAUAUUUAUUUGUCUUCCUAUAGCCAAAGUCCCACUGUGAUCACUCCAGUCAUAGCUUGGGCGAUCUUUGGUUUACUCUGACCAAAAUCCCAGCCCAAAACUCCAGUGUCAGUGGAGUUUACAAGAGUUCUGUGUACUUUGAUACUAACUGCUUUUUAUAUCCCAGUUUUUUCAACAUCAGAGUUGUGUUUUUAAAACCUUAUCACCUGUAUAUACUCAUCUACCAGUGGAGAAAACUUUAUAUUAAAAUUCUAAAUGGUCAUCAUCUAGGAAAUGAAUUCUACUAGGCCAAUGUAGAAAGAUUCUGCACUGAGAUAAGAACAAUAAAGCAAUUCCAUUGUAAUGUGUAUUA
Nannospalax galili (Upper Galilee mountains blind mole rat) is the source of this 4784-nucleotide messenger RNA. It is a transcript of the gene Cep128, whose product is annotated as centrosomal protein 128. The record is from RefSeq and is a predicted model, not a curated record. NCBI's taxonomy places the organism in Eukaryota, Metazoa, Chordata, Mammalia, Rodentia, Spalacidae. The coding region runs from base 473 to 3793 and encodes 1106 amino acids. The transcript has 26 exons.